CUUGCGGGAAAAGAACUCUAAACUCAAAUUCGACCGUCUAUUUCAGCACAGUCGCGUCAGUCUACUGCCUUAUUUGUUGAUUCGUUGUUCAAUGUUGGUUUUCACGGGGAUGGUCCUCUUGGCCAUUACCGCUGAGGUUGGUGCGCGCCCUAACAUUCUGCCAAACGGUGAAGUGCUACAAGUUGAAGACGAGUUUGCGGCGGUGCGCAAUAGUGCGGAUCCAAUGUUACGGCGGAAGAAAUACAUGCUGAAGAAUAAGGAGAAAUUGUGGGGAGGAGCAGUUGUCACUUUCAAAAUGCGAGAUCUCAUGUGGAUCUCCGCUCAACACCCGUAUCGAACAGUGCACGACGCUAUGCGCGACAUCAUGCAAAAAACCUGCGUUCGAUUUAAAGAGAGGAGUGGGGAAGCAGACUACGUGUACAUCGAGUACGAAUUUUCUCAAGCAUCCUCUCAUUCAGAUCUCGGGAGAAAAGGCGGCAUGCAAGUUUUAAAUAUUCACGGUGGAGCUUUUGACAAGAGAACGGUCCUGCAUGAGUUGGGGCAUGUCUUGGGUUUGGAGGAUGAGCAUUCACGACCGGAUCGUGACCACUACAUCAAGGUUAUAAAGGCCAACCUUGCAGGGGGAACAUCUGAGGUCUUCGAGCUUGUCGACAGAGAGAAAACGAAUUUAUUGGGAGAGCCUUUUGAUUAUAAGUCUAUUAUGAUGUACCAUGAUACAGCCUACUCCAGUGAUCCUAAAAAUUUAAAAACUCUGGUGUCAAAAACGGAACAUCGUGUGCCUACUGAACCGACUACGCAACUGUCUCCUGGUGACAUUAGAAGAAUCAACGACCUUUACCGGUGCGAGGGAAUAGAUCAAAAGCCAAAAUUCCCAUUUGAUGUUGCUUGUUCCUUUGACGAUAAUAGCUGCGGCUUCAAAGGGCUGCGCCGCUUUGAACGUCGUCAACGUGUUUGGGAGAGGAAAAAGAAACCAUAUCCAGGUUUUUCAACAACAGAGCCCGAUGGAGGAUACCUGAUUUGGUCUGUAAACCCUGUUAAAAAACUAACGACUGAGGAUCAUAUUUGGAGCGUCGGUUUCUAUGGAACAAGGCCUCACCACAGCAUCCGCGGCCAAGAGGGAUGUGUCAAAUUCAAGUACUCAUUCAAUACUGGCGGGAAGGGACGCCACACGCUCAAGGUUAGCAGAUAA
Bemisia tabaci is the source of this 1189-nucleotide messenger RNA. The record is from RefSeq and is a predicted model, not a curated record. NCBI's taxonomy places the organism in Eukaryota, Metazoa, Arthropoda, Insecta, Hemiptera, Aleyrodidae.